Molecule: messenger RNA, 6717 nt
Organism: Dictyostelium purpureum
Lineage: Eukaryota; Evosea; Eumycetozoa; Dictyosteliales; Dictyosteliaceae
Exons: 4
Coding region: 1-6717 (2238 amino acids)
Source: RefSeq, a predicted model, not a curated record
AUGAUAAUAAAGUCUUUUCAUAUUAUAACAAUAUUAAUUUUUUUUAUAAUAGUUUUUAAUAAUGUAGAAUCACAAAAUAAUAAUAACAUAUAUAUUAAUAAUAGUAAUCCAAAUGCCAUUGGUAAUGGAACUUUGACUAAUCCAUUCACAUGUUUAUGUGAUUUAGUUGAUAAUGUUAAUAGUUCAAUACAGUCUGACACAACUAUACACAUAUUUUAUGGAAAUUAUACAACCCGUUAUUGCAGACUCGAUAUAAUUAAUUUAUCAAAUAUAACAAUAAUACCAUAUGAUAAUAAUAAUAAUAAUAAUAAUAAUAAUAAUAAUAAUAAUAAUAAUAAUAAUUCAGUAAAUUUAAGUAAUAUAGAUUUUAAAAUUAUAUAUUCAGAAUCAAUAAAUAUAAUAAAUAUAAAUUUUAUUAAUAAUUACAAAGAUAUAUAUUUAUAUGAUAAUAUUGAAAUAAAAAAUUCAAGCAUUAGUUAUUAUGGUUCAACAUUUUUAAAUAAUAAAAUUUCAUUGAAAAAUUCAAUAGUAACAAUAAAUAAUUCAAUAAUACAAAGUCUUAAUAUUAAUUAUCAAGUUGAUUCGAUUAUAGACAGCUAUCAAUCUAAUAUAAUAAUAAAUAAUACAAAAAUAGAAUCAGAUAAUUCAAUUCAAUUUAUAAAAUCAACUACAAUAGUAGAUCCAUCGAUAAUAUCAACAUCUGCAGCUGCUAUUUUGAUGGAUAAUGUAACUGUUACUGGAUUUAAAGGUUGUAAAUCAGUUUUAGAAUUAAUAUCAGGUUUAAAUCAUUUUAAUAAUAUUAUAUUUCAAAAUUGCAUAUUAUCAACCUUAAUAUCUAUUUCAAAUAAUAAUCAUACAAACACAAAUUUAAUAAUAAAUAAUAUUAAUUUAUAUAAUAAUAAAAAAUUUAAAUUAUUAGAAAUCUUAUCAAAUAUUAAUAGUAUUUCAAUUAACAAUUUAAAUACCCCUAAAACCCCAAUGACAACCAAUUGCGAUAAUAAUAAAUUUAUAUCCAUGUCAUCAUUACCCGAUAGUGAUACCGAUACUAAUAAAUCAAAUAUAACUAUUACAAAUUCAAAAUUUAAUUGUUUUGGUGCAAGUGUUUUUAAAAGAUCAAACAUUUUAUUUAAUGAAAUUGAAGUUUCUACAAGUUUUAUGAAAGUCUAUAUAUCGGUAUUAAAUGGGACAGCCAUCGUAUUCAAUUCAACAACAUUUUCAGUAAACAAUUUUGGAACCACUAGUGUUUUGGUAGACACUGACUCCUUUGGUUCACAAAUAACAUUUGAUAAAUGUUUAUUUAAAGAUUCAACAUUUUCAUUUCUUAAUGCACCACAGCUUUUAGUUGUUGAUAAAAAAUUACUUCAUCAAAUUUAUAUUUUAAAUUCAAUUUUUUUAAAUUUUAAUUCAAAUAAAAAUACAUUCCUCAAUCUUGACUAUUCAAAUGUUCAAAUUUACAAUUCUCAUUUUUCAAAAUUCAAUAGUUCCGAUUCAUAUUUUUUAGUUAUUUUAAAUUCAAAAUUAUCCAUCAGUUCAUCGACGAUAUCAAAAUUUUCAAUCGGCACCAAAAGUAUAAUAAGAUCGAUUUAUACAAGUUUUGAAAUGAAUAAUUUUACAAUAGAUAGUUGUAGAUCCAGUGGGUCAUCUUUAUUUGCUUUUGCAACCUAUAGUCUAAUGGACUCUUUUAUCGCUUCCAAUAUAGUAUUAUCAAAUAACUAUGCAUCAGAUAACAAUCAACUAUUCCAUCUCAAUGGCAUGUUAGCUCAAAUCAAUGAUGUUCAAAUAAUUGAUAAUACAUUUUCACCACUUUUCUAUACUUCACAAUCAAAUUUAUCUUUUAGCGAUGUCAUUUAUCAAAAUAAUAUUGGUUCUUUUCUUAGUGGUGAUUCAUCAUACUUUCAAUUACAAAAUUUCAAACUUGAAAAUAAUCAAUCGCCAAUUGAUUAUUUUAUUUACAUGAGUCAAUCAAAAGGUUUAGAACUUAAUAAUGUAGAAUUUAGAAACAACAUUCUUCCAAAGGUUUUAAUCGUUAUUAUUGGUUAUAUUCCCUUGUCCCCAGACGAUAAUACCAAGUGCCAUUUUAAUGUUCGAAAUUUCACAUUUGUUGGCAAUAAAGUAUUUUCUUCUAUCAAUUCAUACCUGCCCUAUGACGUCCUUUCGGACCCCGCCCAUAUCGUAGUAGAGUCUUUUACAUGUAGUUUCGAUUCUUUAACUAUCGAAAACAACUAUUUUUUGGAAAGAGUGAUUUCCUUUUUAGAGUCUCAUUAUUCUUUUAGCAACAGUGUAAUAGCAAAUAAUCAAUUUCAAAGUUCAGGCCCAGGUUACUUUAUUUACGAUAAAAUUCGUAUCAAUAGAAGUUUUAAUAUCUCAUUUAUAAAUUUAAAGAUUAAUAAUAAUAGACUAGCAAGCAGCUUAGAGAAUUCAUUAGAUUAUUAUACAAGCUUUAUAUAUUUAACAAAGGUUCAACAUCUUGUCAUAAGUCAUUGCGAAAUGUCAAAUAAUGAUUUUCCAUUUAGCUAUGGUGGUCUUUUUUAUAUAUCAACUUAUCCAUUUCCAAUAUUUGAUAAAUCUAAGGCAACAAAUAUAGUAGACUCAAUAUUCUCAAAUAAUUCAGCACUUUAUGGAGGUGCUAUUGCUUUUGACAUCUCUGUAGAUCCCAACUAUUUUGAAAGUUUUACAUAUAUUAAUAACAAUCAAUUUAUUAAUAACUAUGGUAAAGAAUAUGGUGGAGCUAUUUUCAUUAAAAAUGCAAAUCAACAUUCAACAGAAUUAUUUAAAAACGAUAAUAACUUUACUGGUAAUUCAUGCUUAUUUGGUGAUAAUGAUAUAGGUAGUGAUGUUGGAUCAAUUGAACCAAGUUAUAUGCGAGCAGUUAAUGGUGAAUAUUCGAUAGUUAGAUUUUCGAUUAAAGAUAAAAGUGGUGCUUUAAUGAUUGGUAUUUCUGGUGUCUAUACCAUUAACAUUACACAGGUUAACGCCGAAUCACCUCCAGAUCAAGUAUUCGGUAAUAUUUACUCUGGACAAGUGUCGUUCUCGUAUAUAUUCUAUGGCGAAUAUGGCACAAAUUAUUUAAUUUCAGUAAUUAACUUUCCAUUCUUAAAGCCAAUUACCGUUGAUAAUAUAGGUUGUUCAAAUUUUCAAUACUAUAAUCAAACUAUUAAAGGUUGCAACUUUUGUGAUAUUGGUUUUGCAUAUAGUCCAUAUAAUGGUAAUACUCUGGAUAAAAAUCUAACCAAUGGUGCAUGUGUUAAAUGUAAUACAGAUGAAUCAGUAUGUCAACAAUCAAAUGUAUACUCUUUAGAUGGCUACUAUAUGGUCAAACCCGAAAUAGUUUUUUCCUGUGCCCUAGAUAUGUGCUAUCAAAAUAAUACUUGCUCUUCGAAUUUAUAUACUGGUAAUACAUGCUAUUACUGCACUAGAGGUAUUUCUAGAAAUGGUAUUAGGUGCUGCUCUCAGUUUAUACCAGAGUUAUUUGCUCCCGUAAUCAUAAUUUUUAUAGGCUUUGGUUUCAUUCUUUCAGUCCUCAAAUACAGUAACAGUUUUAUUAUAAAAUCAAGUAUCAUAUUCCUCCAAGUCAAUUCAGUUAUAUUCUUUUCAUACGGUGGCAUUUAUAUUUUACCAUUGUUUAGAGUUUCAAUCGAUUUUAUUGAUGGCUAUUGUUACUGGCACGAUCUAAACUAUUUAUAUAAAAUUAUAAUAUCAAAUGUGUUAACUAUGUUUUUGUUUAUGAUCGGAUCAAGUGACAUAACAAUAAUAUUAGGUAAUAUCUUUUUCAAGAAUUAUAAAAGAUUCAUAUCAAAAAGACAAACAACCAUCUCAACUGAAAAAUACUUUAAAAAGAUAUUACAAAGAAAUCACACUAGCAACGGUGUUAAUAAAUUCAGAUCAAUUUGGGAAUUAUCGCAACUUUUCGUCAUACCAGUACUCUUUAACUCUAUUUCCGUACUUAUCUACAGAGAGCAACCUCUUGGAUCAGACACAGUUAAGCUUUUAGCAUUGGAUUUUACAAUUCACUAUUUCAAUACAAAUUUACACACCCUUCUUUCUAUAAUAUCAUCAAUUUCAUUAUUUAUAAUAUUCAUAAUUUUAGUAAUAAUGAGUUACAAGUUUUAUAAAAUAAAUCAAAAUACAACCACGAUAAAUCAAAAUAUUAAUAAUAUUAAUAACCCAAAUAUUAAAACUAAACUAGACACAAAAAUCAAUCAGGUACUAUCAAAACUAAAUUAUAAAAGGAAAUUUAAAUGGUGGGAUUUAUUAAUUAUUGCGAGAUCAUUCAUUUUUAUUUUAUUAUCAUUAUUAAUAACCCAAACAAAACUAUAUAUUAAUAAUAAUAAUAAUAAUUUUCAAAAUAUUAAUAACAAUAAUGAAUAUAAUAAUAAUAAUAUAAGAUAUUGUUCAACUAAUAGUAUUAAAUUAGAAAACUCAACAAUUUUAAAUAACGAUAAAAACAUUGACCAAAAUAAUAAAAAUAAUAAUAAAGAUAGUAUUAAUAAUUUAAUUAAAGAGAUUUUAAGAAAUCCAAAUAAUUUAAAAGCAAGAGUAUCAUUAUGUUUUGAACAACUUAAUACAAUGGAAGAUGUAGUCAAUGAAAUAGUAACACAACCAACAUAUCACUUUAGCUAUUCAAAAAAAAAAAUAUCAGAUAAACCAGCUAAAAAACUUUACUCUUGCUAUACUGGAAUAGAUUUAUUAUAUAUUAUAUUGGAUAUUCAGGAGGAUAAUAGUAAAGCAUUAUCGAUUCUUUGUAAAGCUAUGAACGAGAAUGGUUUAAAGUAUGUAAAGAUACCAGGAUCAUCAGGCCAAAUAGAUAGAAUUAGAGAUAUAGCAUUCAAGUGUUUCCUUUUUAAUAAAAACAAAGAUCCAGAAUCUUAUUUCGAUUAUUUAAAAUCGGUUCAUACAUCAUUGGUUGGAGAAGCUUUUGAAGAAAGUUAUUUUAGAUCUCUCAACUCAACAGAUUAUUACUAUGUUGUCAGGGAUGGUUUAAAAAGAUUCCCAGAACAUUCAUCAGAGUUUUACUUUUAUCUAUCCCAACUAUUACCUGCUAGCAAAAUAUCUCUUCCAAAAUUUGAUGCCCCUAUGGGCAGAACUCAACUCCUAAUCAAAUCAAUAGAACAUUUCAAUCACGAAGUUAACGACAAAGAGGAUUUAACAAAGUACUAUUCCAAUCUAAUAGACGUACUCAAUGAAAACGAUAAAACUACAAUCAAUGGCAAAACCUAUGAUAAGAUCGAACUUUUAACCGAACUUUUAAAAUUAAAUACAAAAGAUAUGCCAAAACAUACAACAAAAUAUUACUCAAUUCUAUUUUUUAUUAUUGAAGAGAUGGGGCCAGACCAAAUAGUUAAAAUCAAUGACCAAGAAUAUUCAAGAGAGGAUCUUAUUUAUACAUUUUUAGAUGAACCAGAAACAGAACCAUAUUAUAGAGAACUUGGUUAUUUAUAUUUAUCAAAAAUUUAUGAAAUGAAAAAAGAUUUUAAAAAAAAAACAUUAUAUUAUGAUAAAUAUCUAAAGGAGAAAGAAACAAAUAAAAAUCAAUUGAUUAGUGAUUUUGGUAAUUUAAAAGAUCCUAAUAAAUAUUUAGAACUACAACUCUUAUUGGAAAAAGGUGAAAAAGUUUUAGUUGGUCAAGAGCUACUUGGUAAAAAAGAAUGUUUAGUUAAAGCAGUUGAGUAUAAUUUACACAACUCUCUUGUUAAUAUAUAUUUAGAAUUAUCAAAACUUUUAGGUAAUGAUAUCAAUGAUACCAUAGAAAUAAAACCAGGUCAAAAACUUAAUAAGAGAGAAUUGAUAGAGUUGGAGUAUCGACAAAAUCAAAACGACCCAGAUGUGCAAUACGCUUAUUUAAUAGAGAACAAUGGUUAUAUAAAAGAGAACAAAAUAGAUGAAGAGCAUGUAGAUUAUUCGAAGAUAUUGGUACUAGCUUCACUUAUUUUAAAUUGUCCUAGAAAAGCAGAACUAUAUCUCUCUUUAAUCGAACCCUUGUUAAAUAAUGGUUGGAGGAAUGUAAAAGAAGCAAUAGGUGAAGAUUUUGAAGAUAGUAACCCUGAGUACUUUAACUUUUCAAUUAAAGAUCUAGCUUUAACCUACCUACAUUACAGCGAACCUAUUUACCCAACAAUGACAUUGGAUAAUUUUAUGGGCUGGUACCACUUGGCAUCUAAUAUGUCCUUUAUGGAAGAUGAAGAGUAUGGUAAAACUAAAAAAGAAAUUUUAUUCAACUUAAUCAAGUUAAAUCCAAAUUUUGGAGGUAGUUAUUUAGAGUUAUCCAAAAAUCUAUCGUUCCCCAAUUCCACAGAUCCCUUGGACAAGGAAAUCGAAAUCGAUAAUCAAACCUUUACAAAAGUAGAUUUAUUACUAAAGGCCAUAGACUUGGAAAAAGAUUUUACACUUAUAAAAGCAAAUUCAUUUUUAAGUUUAGUAGAAACCCUAUCAGAUGACAACAACGUUAAAAUCAAAUUAUUAAAUGGUACCAAACUCAAUAAGCAACAAAUUUUAGUUGAAAUAUUCGAAAAUUUCCCAAAUAAAAUGUAUGAAGAAUUUAAUUGUUUUGAAUUAAUAAAAACAAUGGAAGCUAACAAUAUGAUGACAAUCACUUUAGAUGGUUAUGAAGUUUCAAAAUACGAAAUGUCGAAUGAAGUUUUAAAAUAUAAACUUUCUCAAGAUAAAAAUAAUAUUAUUAAUAUUUUUAAAAAUAUAACUAAUUUUUUUAAAACUAAAUAA